This is a messenger RNA of Erigeron canadensis, 2806 nucleotides long. Its product is annotated as disease resistance protein RPV1-like. The record is from RefSeq and is a predicted model, not a curated record. The annotation marks the transcript as partial. Gene Ontology annotation, molecular function: ADP binding. NCBI's taxonomy places the organism in Eukaryota, Viridiplantae, Streptophyta, Magnoliopsida, Asterales, Asteraceae. Gene Ontology annotation, biological process: defense response; signal transduction. The transcript has 6 exons.
AAUAAAAAUAUAUCGCUAGAAAGAAUUCAUUUCCGUGAAAGCUUCAAACUGACACUGACACUCAUCUUCCUCCGGCGGUUCCAAGAAUACAACCAAAAAACCAUCCAUCUUCCUCCACCCAAAUCAUCCUCGCCGUCAUCCUUCUCUAAACAUCCUCACAGCCGAUAGUCCCUGCAAGUCAACACGUCAAAAAAAAGUUUACAAAAUAUGAAAAGUCAACACUUUAAAAGAAAGUAGCCGGCCGGGUGAAGUUUGCUUACCAGAAUAAAAUUUUGAGUUGUUGAGACCCACGAAAAAAGGUUCCAGUAGUUUCCAGGAUUUGAUUGGAUUAGUGAAGCAUUACCUUGAAAUCCUGAAUGGCGUCUGUCGGCAAGGAGGACUAUAUAUAUGAUGUAUUUAUAAGCUUCUGUGGUGAAGACACACGUAGGACUUUUGUUGAUCAUCUUUAUGUCGCUCUUGACCGACAAGGCAUCCGUACUUUUAAGGAUGACCAGAGAGUCGAGAAAGGAAAAAGGAUCAAUGACGAACUCUUACAAUCCAUUCAAGACUCAAGAUUGUACCUCAUAGUUUUUUCUAACAACUAUGCAUCUUCUUCAUGGUGCUUAAAUGAGCUUUUGAAGAUAAUGGAGUGUCAGAAGACAAAAGACCAUACUGCAUACCCUGUUUUCUAUGAUGUCGAACCAACUGAAGUCCGCAGACAAAGUGGGUCAGUUGGAGAAGCACUUUGCAUACAUGAAAAUGAAACAAAGGUUGGAGUAUGGAGACAGGCUCUAAAAGAGACAGCCAAUCUGUCUGGUUGGGAUUUGAGAAAUAUUGCUGAUGGACAUGAAGGUCAAGUGAUUAAAUUGAUUGUUGAAGAGGUUUCGCGUGAGUUAUGUUCAUUUAAUUCGAACAUCAUUGAUGAAAAGUUAGUAGGCAUAGAACAGAGGAUGCAGGAUCUCGAGCUGUUGUUAAAAAUUGGUUUGGAUGAUGUUCGCAUGAUAGGGAUCAAGGGGAUGGGAGGUGCUGGUAAGACAACUUUGGCCAGGGCCAUUUUUGAUAAAAUAUCCACUCAGUUUGAAGCUAGAAGCUUUGUUGAGAACGUCUCAAAAGCCUCCUUGUCAGGCUUGAACUCGCUGCAAAAUCAAGUUCUCGCCGAUGUAUCAAAAGAUCAAUGCAUAACCGUAAGUAGUGUUCAUGAUGGGAUAAACAUGAUGAAAUUGAGGUUGAGGGGUAAAAGGGUACUUGUUGUUCUAGAUGAUGUUGAUCAUAUAAGCCAUCUUGAGGCAUUAGCAGGUGAUAAUAGUUGGUUUAAACCUGGAAGUAGAAUUAUAAUUACAACAAGAGAUGAGCAAGUUUUGUUAUCACAUCGGGUGAGCUUGAUCCACUAUAUUCAUCUGUUAUCAGAUGAGGAAGCGACACGCCUCUUCAGUAGGUAUGCGUUUGGGAAAGAUAUCCCAGUUAGAGAGUAUGAAAAGGAAUCUCUCAAAGUUGUACGUUAUGCUAAUGGUCUUCCAUUAACAGUCAAAGUUUUGGGCUCGUUAUUGUGUGGUAAAGAGAAGCCUCAAUGGAUAGAUACACUAGCAGGACUCAAAACAAUUCCAUUGGAGGAAACUGUUAAAAAACUCGAAAUAAGCUAUGAAAGCUUGGAAGAUGAGCACAAGAAAAUAUUCCUAGAUGUUGCAUGCUUUCUGAAAAAUUGGAAAACAGAGGAUGCUAUAAGAAUGCUUGAUGGUUGUGGAUUUCAGAGAAAAUCUCUUAUUACCAUUACAGUCGUACAUAAAACUGAAUUUGAUUAUGACUUGCCUUAUGAAAGUCAGCGUUAUGAACAAAUAUGCAUGCAUGACCAUAUAGAAGAAAUGGGCAAGAAUAUUGUACGUCGUUCGCAUCCUGAUGACCCGUGUCGACAUAGCCGAUUGUGGGUUCAGGAUGAAAUCAAACACGUCUUGGCUCGUGACAUUGGUACGGAAGAGACAAGAUGUAUUCGUAUGGAAGUCACACCUGAUAUUGAUUUGACAGGUCUUUUAAACAUGAAGAAUCUUAGAUGCCUCAUUGUGAAUUAUGCUACUGUGGGUAGCAGUUAUUCUGACUAUGUUAGGGAUAAUCAUAAAGUUUGCAAAUACCUCCCGAAUGCAAUACGGUAUCUGUGUUGGAGGCGUUACCCUCAUAGGCGUUUACCCAAAAUAUCUGGUGCAAAUAAUCUUGUCACACUUGAAAUUUCUGAUAGCAAAAUUGAACAACUUUGGGAAGGGGGAAUGGAUAUGAGAAAACUAAAAUACCUUGUAUUGCAUAAUACAUAUUGUCUGAGGACCUGUGACCUUGGGCUGUUUCCGAAUCUUGAGAGCUUAUAUCUUCUAGGAUGUCGGAAGUUGGUGGAACUUCGUGCUCCCACUGGAUGUCUAAAACGGCUUGUUUACUUAAGUAUAUGUCGGUGUAAAAGAUUAAGAUCUCUUUCAUUUAUCAAGCAUUUAGAGCCACUUCAGUUUCUUAAACUAACUGGACGAAAUCAUAAGGAGUUCCCAGAUAUAAUUCCGGCGGACUCCAACAGUAGUUUGCGAGGUCUUCAUAUCUAUGGGAGUGAGAUAGCUGAACUGCCCUCAUCAAUUGAAAACUCUUUAAAAUCUUUGGAGAAAUUAGAUCUGUCUUAUUGCAAGUGUUUGAGAGAUCUCCCGAGUAGCAUUUGUAAGUUGAAACAUCUCACAUCUAUUAUUCUUCAAGGUUGUGUUGGUCUUGAAAAGUUACCCGACGACCUUGGAGAUUUAGAAUGUUUAAAAGAGUUGAAUAUUGACUACACAAGCAUAAGCCAACUUCCCCGAAACAUCUCAUU